Messenger RNA from Colletotrichum lupini, 1914 nucleotides. Its product is annotated as cyclin. Gene Ontology annotation, molecular function: protein kinase binding; cyclin-dependent protein serine/threonine kinase regulator activity. Gene Ontology annotation, cellular component: cyclin-dependent protein kinase holoenzyme complex; nucleus. The coding region runs from base 1 to 1914 and encodes 637 amino acids. NCBI's taxonomy places the organism in Eukaryota, Fungi, Ascomycota, Sordariomycetes, Glomerellales, Glomerellaceae. Gene Ontology annotation, biological process: regulation of cyclin-dependent protein serine/threonine kinase activity. The transcript has 6 exons. The record is from RefSeq and is a predicted model, not a curated record.
AUGGCAGCUGUAAUCGGUGACUACGUCUCUGAUCCCUCCCGUUUCCAUAACAUGAUUGCCAACCCGGGCAUUCAACACCAACACUCGCACGAUUCUCACUACCGAUCCUCAAGUCGGUCAAGAGACGUCCCUGCACACCACGCGUCUGCGAGCCCGAGAUACCAACAUCCUACGAGCACCCCACCCACGCGUCAAAAGCGCCCCGAACAAGACUCGGCCGAGAAGCCCGCGCCCCCUAGCGCAGGUGCAUCUCGCUUCCCCUCGCCUCCAUCGUCUUCGUCGCCAACAGGUGCCAGGCCCCAGCAUGCUGAUAGCCCCGCAUACAUGGCAACCGAUUCUCGCGAUGCCGGCCAUGCUGGUUCCGUAGUCGCCUCUGAACAGGCUCACCCCGCUCCUAGCCAAGACUCACAACCUCAGCAACCUUCGCCCGCAUCCGAUGGAAAUGGUGUUGCCGGCGCCACAAACUCAUACCCCCUCUCCGAUGCCUCAUCUCCCGUACAGCAACCCCAAGGCCAGACAAUUCACAUUCGCGACUUGGCCCAUAUCCAGAGUCUCGCUAAGGCCGACCUAUUAUCGGGUAAUGGGCCGGGGAUACUGAACGAUCCGCCGCUGCAGGCGAUGAAGUACGAGAUCAGUGCGAUGCCCAUUGGCGACAUCAUUGAAAUGGUCGCUGCCCUUCUCACCAAGAUCACCACCACCAACGACCUGCAGCAUGAUGCUAUGCAGCGCAACGUUGCGCAUCAGCAACAGGCGAGCCAGAACAGCGAGUCAGGCAACGGCUCGCAAAUGAGCCCGUUGAGCACGUCUGUGCUUGCUUUCCAUGGCAAGAACAUCCCUGCUAUCACAAUUCUCAGCUACUUGUCCCGCAUUCACAAAUACUGCCCGACCACCUAUGAGGUCUUUUUGAGUUUGCUAGUCUACUUUGACCGCAUGACGGAGCGAGUCAACGAGAUGGUGGUCAAGCACGAGGAGGCACGGAGAGUGUCUACUUCGCAGUCAACUCCAAAGGCACAGUCGGCCGACGUCGAAAUGCGUGACGAGGACGACGAAACCGACUCGGAUCUUGCCGACGAUGACGAUGCGGACGAACAGAACACCAAGACGAGCGAGAGUACCGGUAGCAUUGUACCUCAGCCGACACCUCCUGGCGCGCCCCCGGCGGCUACGUACUUUGUUGUCGACAGCUUCAAUAUCCAUAGACUGGUCAUUGCGGGCGUAACUUGCGCGAGCAAGUUCUUCUCAGACGUCUUUUACACCAACUCCAGAUACGCCAAGGUCGGUGGUCUUCCGUUAGCCGAACUCAACCAUCUCGAGCUUCAGUUCCUCCUAUUGAACGAUUUCCGCCUAGCGGUUCCCGUCGAAGAUCUCGAGGCGUACGCGACCAUGCUGGUCGAGUUUUACGCGCGGGAAGUGGUGGCACAGCGAUCACGCCCUGCUGCUUGGUCUGCUAUGGCUUGCUGGUACCUUUUACUAGCAUCGCAUCCUGGUAGAAUCAACUUUUAUACGUUUGGCUCGUUGGCACCUCAGAGCUUGGGAGGGAUAUUGGACAUCUACUCAUCCGACUGGGCACCAGAGGCUCGGAGCAGAUUACAAUUCUUGGGCGAACGGUGCCCACCGUUUCGUCAGGGCGUGUUUGGUAUGACGUCGAGCGACCAAUGGACCGAUGACCAAGGAGAAUGGAUCAGUUUUUUUCCUCGAAAUACCCGGAUAGAACGGGCGACUUCAUACGUUGAUCUCAUUACGAGUGGUGGAUUUCGCGCGCGAGCUGUACAUGGGCAACCAGACAGACGAAAGACGGAAGACGGGUUCUACUUUGCGCGGGCAUACUUGGGACAAGGCAUUUGGUGUUCCGAGACUGACAUAGAUGGCGAGCAUAAUGAAAUGCAGUGUCUGUAUGUGGAUGACUCUUAUUAA